Phascolarctos cinereus (koala) is the source of this 3908-nucleotide messenger RNA. It is a transcript of the gene ARSJ, whose product is annotated as arylsulfatase family member J. Gene Ontology annotation, molecular function: sulfuric ester hydrolase activity. NCBI's taxonomy places the organism in Eukaryota, Metazoa, Chordata, Mammalia, Diprotodontia, Phascolarctidae. The record is from RefSeq and is a predicted model, not a curated record.
GGCUGCACGAGUCGCCAGGUGGGGGCAAAAUUGGCUUGGCUGACUCUCUGCUCUGUGUGGCUGCAACCCAGGGUGGGGAGGGUCCCUGGGCACCGCACCAGCCAGGGCACCCUGGGGCAGGGCCACUUUCUCUCGGGAUAGGUCCACCCAGGUCAGCCAGAGGACUCUUCCCAACCUUCUUUUAGGGACUUAGGGUGGAGGGAAGAGGGAAGGAGAGAGAUAAGUGGGAAGUGGAUUUCCCCCACACACACCCACCCGGCUUUCCGUUUAGUUCCUCCGGUGAGUGUCAAGGAGUUCGGAAAAGCCAGAAAGAGGGAGAAGAACAAGAAAGCAGUGGAGAAAGUGAUCAGUCAGUCCGCGGUCCUCUUGGAACCCCUGAGCGUCAGUUAUGGGCCGCUUGCAAAAGCGACAUCCUUCUCGCAGUUUGGGAUGAGGGGCAGAAGCUAAGGCAACCUCUCCUGUUAUCUCUGUACUCUUAGGCUGCUUCGGGGUAUGGGGGCUACUGCCUGACAAAGCCACCCCCCCCGCCCCAGCUAUGCCCUAUAGCUGAUGGAUUUGGGGAUCGCGGCACCUAAAAAGAAAAGUCUCAGCUUUGAUCUGACUUUCACUACCCUCUUCUUGUACCUAUUUUUUUUUUUGAGAGAGGGGUGUGAGAUUUUUGUUGUUGGUGUUGUUUUCACUUUGGGGGGAUGUUAGGAGGAAAAUAGGAAAUAGAAGAGAGAAUAGCCUCUUCUUACGUUCCCCCCCCCUUCAAUCUGCCCAUGCAUCACUUCAGGAAGAGGAAGACAAAGUCGUUCAAGUUGGUGUCAGCCAGGACGAGCCCCCGCUUUCCUUUGGGGUCCACCCUGUGACCGGCUGAGUGAUCUCCCGUCUGCAUGUGUUUGCCCAAGGUGGCGUGGAGGGCACCACGUGCGCUCAGCAGCCUCGGCUCAGGGUGGGGUGCAUGGCCCCCCGGGGUUUCGCGGGGCCGCAGCCUCUGCAGCCACAGCCACCACCUCCACCAGCGUCUGGGAUCUGGCAGGGGAAGAUGUUAGCCAUGGGGGCGCUGACAGGCAUCUCUGUGCUCAGCCUCCUCACCUAUGGCUACCUGUCCUGGGGCCACGGCCUGGAGGAGGAAGAGGAAGGGACAGCAGCCAGAGCUCCCCAGGCUAGAGAGGGGCCAGAGCCCAGCUCAUCCACUACCUCUCAGCCUCAUAUCGUGUUCAUCCUAGCUGAUGACCAGGGAUUCAGAGAUGUGGGAUACCACGGAUCAGAAAUCAGGACGCCCACUUUAGACAAGCUCGCUGCCCAAGGGGUUAAACUGGAAAACUACUACGUCCAGCCUAUUUGCACACCGUCCAGAAGUCAAUUUAUCACUGGAAAGUAUCAGAUACACACCGGACUUCAGCACUCUAUCAUAAGACCUACUCAGCCCAAUUGCUUACCUCUGGAUAAUGCGACCCUACCUCAGAAACUAAAGGAAGUUGGCUAUUCAACUCAUAUGGUUGGAAAAUGGCAUUUAGGGUUUUAUCGGAAAGAAUGCAUGCCAACCAAAAGAGGAUUUGAUACUUUUUUUGGCUCCCUCCUGGGAAGUGGUGAUUAUUAUACACACUAUAAAUGUGAUAGCCCAGGGAUGUGUGGGUAUGACUUGUACGAGAACGACAACGCUGCUUGGGACCACGAUAAUGGUAUAUACUCAACGCAGAUGUAUACUCAGAAAGUGCAGCAGAUUUUAGCUUCUCACAACCCCAGGAAACCUAUAUUUUUGUAUAUUGCAUACCAGGCUGUUCACUCACCACUUCAGGCACCAGGAAAGUACUUUGAACAUUACAGAUCCAUUAUCAACAUUAACCGGAGGAGAUACGCUGCCAUGCUGGCAUGCUUGGAUGAAGCCAUCAACAACGUGACCCUGGCUUUAAAGAGGUAUGGUUUCUAUGACAACAGUGUCAUCAUCUACUCUUCAGAUAAUGGAGGACAGCCCAUGGCAGGAGGAAGCAACUGGCCUCUCAGGGGAAGCAAAGGGACCUAUUGGGAAGGAGGAAUACGAGCAGUUGGCUUUGUUCACAGCCCACUUUUGAAAAAACAGAGAACUAUAUGUAAAGAGCUUGUGCACAUCACAGAUUGGUACCCCACGCUGAUUACACUGGCCGAAGGCUGGAUUGAUGAGGACACUCAGCUAGAUGGUUAUGACAUCUGGGAGACCAUAAGUGAAGGCCGGCGGUCUCCACGAGUAGAUAUUUUGCACAACAUUGACCCCAUUUACACAAAAGCCAAAAAUGGUUCUUGGGCAGCAGGCUUUGGGAUCUGGAACACAGCUAUACAGUCAGCAAUAAGAGUCCAACACUGGAAACUGUUGACAGGGAAUCCAGGUUAUAGUGACUGGGUCCCCCCUCAGUCUUUUAGUAAUGCCGGGCCCAAUCGGUGGCAUAAUGAACGAAUUUCCUGGUCUGCCGGCAAAAGUGUUUGGCUUUUCAACAUCACAGCUGACCCGUAUGAGCGGGUGGACCUUUCAAGUAAGUAUCCAGGGAUUGUGAAGAAGCUUUUACGGAGACUGUCCCAGUUCAAUAAAACUGCAGUCCCUGUCAGGUAUCCACCCAAAGACCCUAGGAGUAACCCUAGGCUCAAUGGAGGAGUCUGGGGGCCGUGGUACAAAGAAGAUGAUAAGAAAAGGAAACCAGGAAAAAGCAAGACUGAAAAAAAGCAGAAAAAACCUAAAACCAAGAAGAAAAAACCUCGGAAAAAAGGGCAGUUUCCAAAUUGCCAAACAGCCCUUACUCGUGGGUAACCAUAAAACAGUGUUUGAUGAAACUCAAAUCCAUCCAUACUUUGUCCCAUACUUUCCCUGGCUAAACUGUCAAAGCCAGUUAUGUAUUGAGACUGCCUGAAAACCCCAGAUCUGUUCUCAGCCCAAGCCAAUGCAGAGCAGUCUCAGACUUGACCUCAGUCUUCCUGACCCACCGUGUAGAGAAUCACAAAUAGCCUUGUCAAGAACUUUCUUCUUCGUCAUACCAAAGAUGCCAUUCCCACAGGCAGCAGUAUUUCAGAUAGUGCUGUCAUCAGUGCUUUAUUCUUGCCCCUUUCAUAAAGGUCAGGUGUUGGCAUGACAGUUUCUGUACUUCAGCAAUUGGCCAUUUUUUUUGAAGCAAAGAAGGGGGAAUAUGACUACAACUGAGAAUCCUGCUAGUGUGAAGGGGGUUACAGGGCCCCAAACAAAACUCUGACUUCAGGCAAGCACAGUACAAGGCCAAAGAAAUAGCCUUGGAAAAGACCUAAUUUCUUACUGGAUUUUGUUUACGUGUGUGUGUGUUUUAUACAUCUGAGAAGAUGUUUUGCUAUUAGGGUUUUAUUGUUUUUGUUUUUGUUUUUCCUGGCUGAAGUUUUUCUUCCAGCAAAAAUAAGUGGUGAGACUCAUAUGGGAGACAGCUUGUACCUCAUAUGGUCUUCCAUGUAUAAGAAGGGCAAGAAAAGACCUUCAAGCACACAGCCAAAAAAAAAAGACUCAUUAUUGCUUAAUUGCUUUAAUAAAAAAUGACACUUCUGCAUAAAAAGCAUAAUUUAUUUUUCACAGAGACAGAAAAAUUAUUUUGCUGUCAUCAAUGGCAAUGCAAAUGAUGCUUUUAUUGUUAUACUGUAUUUUCUAAGUAACAGUAGAAUUUUUUUUUAAAUUUCACCCUCCUAAAUGACAAAGCACUGUAAAAGUCUGAGUUACUGUAAACACUGCUGGAAUAAGGAGAGUACUGAAGGGAAAUGACCCAGCUGAAGAAUCUGAAUAGACCACAUUCACCUAUUAUUUUGAAUGUAAUGAGAUGAUGACUUUGCUUAAAAGUUACCUGGAAUAUUUUAGUGUGGUUUCUAUGCAGAAGCUAGACAACUUUAUUGUUUCUAUGAUCAACACUUUAUUUAUGUAUCUAUUAAAAUAGUUUAUUUUU